ACAAAAAUGGCACAUGGAAGCUGCCUGUCAGACGUGCAGUGAAACGUCCGGUGCGGGGCUCGAACCGAAAACGAAACUUAACCGUGUGGCCGACAUCAGUCUCCGGUGAAGCUUCAGUAACUCGACACGGUGUCACAGCCCCCCCGGUGUCUAACAUGGCGCUGCAAAUAUCAGCUCUACUUUCACAUGUCCGAGCCCUCCCCCGCUGCCCCGGCUCCCUGCCCCGUGUCCGUGCCGACUUCCAGAGAGCCGCGGCCAAGUUCAAACACACAGCGGCUCCAGGAAGCCCCCGGUCGGGAUGGAAGCCAGCAACAAGUCCUCCCCGCGGCCAUAUUAACGCUGCCCUCCGAGCAGAGAAGUUCUCCACAGCAGCAGCGGCCGCUCUUUGGAAGUCCAGUCUGGGCCACGGGGGGAGGAGAGGCUGGCUGGGUAAGGUCGCCCUCGGUGCGGCCGUUGGAGUGAGCACAGUCGCGCUGGUCCGGUCUCUCCACACCGGGACCCUGUCCGCCAUGCCCGUCAAAGUUAACCUGAACUCCGCGGAGGGAGACUGGAAGGAGACCAAGGAUGUCUUGCUGUCUCUGUCGGUGAAGGACCGGCGUAAGCACUACAGGACGUCUAACUUUGUGCCAUUGGACGACAUCCCAGUGUGGACCCCAACUGCAGGUGGUUCUGAGCCAAGCCGCUAUCAGAGGAAUGAGAAGUUUGACCAGAAGAUUUCCCUCUACAGCGGUGACAUCACCAAGCUGGAGAUUGAUGCUAUUGUUAAUGCAGCCAACAAGACUCUGCUCGGUGGAGGUGGAGUGGACGGAGCAGUCCACCGCGCUGCAGGGCCGCUGCUGAAAAAGGAGUGCGCUUCCCACUGUGGCUGCGAGACUGGAGAGGCCAAGAUCACCUGUGGCUACGGCCUGGCGGCAAAGUAUGUGAUCCACACUGUGGGGCCGAUUGCUCAAGGAGGAGUUGGAGAGGAGGAAAGGAAGGCUCUGAGGUCAUGCUACGAGAACAGCCUGAAAACAGCCACUGAAAAUGCUGCACGUUCUGUGGCCUUCCCCUGCAUCUCCACUGGAAUCUACGGAUAUCCACCUGAACAGGCUGUGCACGAGGCGUUAGCAACUGUGAGGGAGUACCUGGAUGCACAUCAUGACAAGCUGGACAGAGUCAUCUUCUGUGUGUUUUUGCCGACGGAUAAGGAGCUGUAUCUGAAGAACCUCCCGCUCUACUUCCCUGCUGCAUGACCAAUGGCAGCAGCUUAUUGUUCAGCUCCCAAGGAAGCCACUGUCAAGAGUAAACUCUGAGAGUGGAUUUGUCAGAUUUUGUUGCCUUGGAUACACACCGCUACGCUCCACAUCCAGAUUCCUCCUCCUCACCGUUGACGCAUAUCAAGACCUUCCUCAGCCGGAAGACAACUGCUAAAUGGUUGAUUCUUGAUUUUGAAGGUUAAUGUCACUCUGUGUCUACAUGCACAUCGGCCUCCCUGCAGAUUUUGAAAAAUUCCUCUGUUUCUUUCCACUAAAGUGUGAAAUGACGCUGAUAUAUCCUCAGCUGAACUCUUAACUUGACCCUUAUUCUCUGAAAUCAGUUGCUUUACAACCUGAGUUCUUUGCCCUGUGUGCUUUUUGAAAAUCUGGAUUUCACUGUGAGUGCAUCUGACAAAAGCUUAUUAAAAUGAAUUCCACAGGC
This is a messenger RNA of Hippoglossus stenolepis (Pacific halibut), 1677 nucleotides long. It is a transcript of the gene macrod1, whose product is annotated as mono-ADP ribosylhydrolase 1. Gene Ontology annotation, molecular function: ADP-ribosylglutamate-[protein] hydrolase activity. Bases 156 to 1232 code for a protein of 358 amino acids. Gene Ontology annotation, biological process: purine nucleoside metabolic process; DNA damage response; peptidyl-glutamate ADP-deribosylation. The transcript is spliced from 11 exons. The record is from RefSeq and is a predicted model, not a curated record. Gene Ontology annotation, cellular component: nucleoplasm. Lineage: Eukaryota; Metazoa; Chordata; Actinopteri; Pleuronectiformes; Pleuronectidae.